AUGUAUAAAUUACUGGGCAAGCGAAGAAAUAGGGACAAUCUGUAUAACAUCUCUGUCAGUGUGCAUUGCCGGUAUGGAAAUCUUAAUGAAGCAACUGUUUGUACUGCUCAUUACCGUCAAGCACAUCUUUUUUUCCUUGAAUAUUUUCAGCUCUAUGGUCGAGCUCUGUUCUUCAUAAUUGCUUUGGGAAUUGGAGGGACAUUUCAAAAUGGAUUCCACAUGUCAUCUAUCAACUCUCCUUCACUUUACAUUCAGAAUUUUAUAAAUGGAAGCUGGGUGGCACGUUAUGGCAACCCUAUGGAGGAGAGAAGUGUAAAAUUGAUCUGGUCAGCUAUAGUGUCUGUCUAUUCCAUAGGAGGCUUGGUUGGGUCCUUAAGUGUUGGAUACUUUAUUAUAAAAUAUGGAAGAAAGAAAUGCAUGCUUUAUAACAACGUCAUCGCUUUAGCUGCAGCAGCGAUAAUGGGUUGCAGCAGAAAAGCCAACUCUUUUGAAAUGAUUUUGGUUGGAAGAUUUCUGUAUGGUUUCAGCACAGGACUAGGUACAAAUAUCCAUGUCAUUUAUCUUGGGGAAAGUGCACCCAGAAAAAUCAGAGGAAUUGUGACAAUGUCUGCAGCAACAUUCAAUUCCAUCGGGAAAUGGUCGGGGCAACUUUUUGGCCUCAGUGAAGUUUUGGGGCGUGAGGAUCUCUGGCACUUUCUCAUAGCCUUUGCCAGUAUUCCUGCUGUAUUUCAGCUCAUCUCACUUCCGUUUUUCCCAGAGGCCCCCAGAUAUUUGCUAAUCGACAAAGGAAACCAAGAAAUGUGCCAUAAAGCCCUGAAAAAGCUCUGGGGGAGGAAGGAUUUCAAAGCUGAGAUUGAGGAGAUGCUGGAGGAGCAGGCUGCGAUAAAAGGGGCAAAACCUAAAAGUGUCUGGGAGCUUCUUCGAGACAGAUCCCUACGCUGGCAACUUAUCACCGUGCUGGUGACUCUCACUGCCAUUGAGUUCAGUGGAGUCUCUAUAAUUUCCAGCUAUGCCUUUGAAGUGUUUCGUGAGGCUGGGAUUCCUGAUGAGAAGAUUUGUUAUGUGACGCUGGGUGUAGGGGCUACUGAAGUCUUCACUUCAAUCACAUGUGGAUUUCUCAUUGAUAACAUAGGGAGAAGAGCGUUGCUAUGGAGAGGGUUCGUCUGCAUGGCUUCAACAAUGGCAUUACUCACAAUUACACUUUAUCUGAAGGAUACAAUAUCUUGGCUACCGUACUUCAACAUCUUUCUUAUCUUUAUCUUUAUCAUGUUUUAUGGACUUGGCCCAGCGAGUGCGAUACUGCCUCUUUGUCAUGAGAUUUUCAUUCAGUCUUCAAGACCGGCAGCCUUUGUUUUCAUUGGGAUCCUUAAAAGAACAGAGUUUGCUGUGAUAGGAAUGGCUUUCCCCUUUUUGGUUGCCGAGCUUAAAAACUUCAGUUUUCUGAUAUUUUGUGGGUUCUGCCUGUGUGGAGCAUUGUUUGUCUUUUUCAUGGUCCCUGAAACAAAGGGGAAAACUAUGCUAGAAAUAUCAGAAGAAUUCAACAGCACAAAUAUUUGCAGACUUUUCUGCAGAAAGGAUGCUCAGAACCAUGAUGAGACUAUUCUAUCAACAAGACUGUAAUGUUAAAAGACAUUAUUUUCAUGACCACGCAUCUGGUACAUUAAAUCACUCCAGAACUGGUAGGACCAUGAGAAAUAUCUGUAUUAUCAUACACAUCAGAAAUGAUUGAUGUUUCAUUUUACAUUUCUAUCCAAUACAUUUACAUUAAACAAAAAUGUUUUACACUGAUGCUUGGAUUAAUUCUAAAUGAUUGCUGUCCUACGGCAAAUUUAAUGCCAAUAAUGACAAGUCAUUAAAUUAUACAUCUUCUAUGUGUAGUGGAGGUUGCUGCAUUACAAAAUAUUACAAAAUAUAUUUAAUACAGGUUUUAAUUAUGUAAGCAAGCUCUGAACAUAACUUGUAAUGGGUGACAAUAGGGCUCCCUCUUUUUUCUUGUUUUCAUUGAGCAUGUUGUGUGUACUGAAGGAAAUGGGAGAGUAAAUGAAUAAAGGAUAAAGUGUG
Molecule: messenger RNA, 2061 nt
Organism: Polyodon spathula (Mississippi paddlefish)
Lineage: Eukaryota; Metazoa; Chordata; Actinopteri; Acipenseriformes; Polyodontidae
Gene: slc2a9l1
Product: solute carrier family 2 member 9, like 1
Exons: 12
Coding region: 1-1620 (539 amino acids)
Biological process (GO): monosaccharide transmembrane transport
Cellular component (GO): membrane
Molecular function (GO): hexose transmembrane transporter activity
Source: RefSeq, a predicted model, not a curated record